UCUCCAAGCCAUAUUCCUUUAAGAUGAUGUAAUAGUCAUUUCCCUGGAUGGUUUCUCGCCUGCACUGCUGAAACAACAGCCUCCGAACUGCACUGGGAACUGUGGAACCACCCAGCUCCGAGGAGCCGGAGCCCGAGCCCCCCGCUGGCAUCUCUGCGCUGUGGCGGCCCACGGCUCCCGCCGGCUCCCACCUGGCUGGGAACAUGGGAGACCGUUUGCCCUUGCCGGCAGGUGGGGUGGCUACCUGGGACCCCAGCAGGGCACAUCUGUCUUUCUGCUUCUGGGCUUUCUGAAAAGCUUCUAAGUCCCGGUACCUCUUACAACUCUCUUCUGUUUUAAGAAUUCUUCUAACGGUUUGAUUUUUUUUCUUUUUCUGGAGAAGCUUUGGUUGAAUAUUUUUCUCUGCUUUGCUUCUUCAACCCAACCACCUCUCAUCACGGUAUAACUUUUUGUGACUUGUCUUAACUUGAGAUUGGGAGUGGAUAUAUACAUACAUACAUACAAACAUACGUUUAUAUAAAUAUUUAUAUAUAUAUAACAUUAUUUUCUGAGAGCACAUCUCUCUGGCACUUUUCAUUGAUACCUCUGUCCUUUACCUCUUUGGGAUUUGGCUGUGGAUUCUGACUGCUUUGCAAAUGGGUAUUUCUUCCAAGAACUGGAUUUCCAGCACUCACUAAGACAGACCUCUGAGUAACUGGGGACUCGGCCUGCCUUGCCUCCGGAGCUUGGGGAAGAGCGGAUGGAGAUGAGUUGAUUAUAUUCCAUGAAGUAAUAGCUCACCACCAGCCGGGGUUUAAACUACUUUUGCAGCAUCACUUCACCUGUGGACUCUUCUAAAUUUUGCUUUCUUGGGGAAAAAACUAGGGUAAGAGGAGGUCGUUUUUAACAAGUUAACGUCAUCCUCCCUCCCUUACAAGUUGAUGCAAAGGAUAAGGCUGUGACUCCAUUGGAUUGCACCUUCAAAUCAAAAUAGAAGAAGAAAGGGACAAUGGCUCUGAGUGGAAACUGUAGUCGUUAUUAUCCUCGAGAACAAGGGGCUGCAGUUCCCAACUCCUUCCCUGAGGUCGUGGAGCUGAAUGUUGGGGGUCAAGUUUAUUUUACUCGCCAUUCUACUUUAAUAAGCAUCCCUCAUUCCCUCCUGUGGAAAAUGUUUUCCCCAAAGAGAGACACGGCUAACGAUCUAGCCAAGGACUCCAAGGGAAGGUUUUUCAUUGACAGAGAUGGAUUUUUGUUCCGUUAUAUUCUGGACUAUCUCAGGGACAGGCAGGUGGUCCUGCCUGAUCACUUUCCGGAAAGGGGAAGACUGAAACGGGAAGCGGAGUACUUCCAGCUCCCAGACUUGGUCAAACUCCUGACCCCCGAUGAAAUCAAGCAAAGCCCCGAUGAAUUCUGCCAUAGUGACUUUGAAGAUGCCUCCCAAGGAAGCGACACGAGAAUCUGCCCCCCUUCCUCCCUGCUCCCUGCCAACCACAAGUGGGGUUUCAUUACUGUGGGUUACAGGGGGUCCUGCACCCUGGGCAGAGAGGGGCAGGCAGAUGCCAAGUUUCGGCGAGUUCCCCGGAUUUUGGUUUGUGGAAGGAUUUCCUUGGCAAAGGAGGUCUUUGGAGAAACUUUGAACGAGAGCAGAGACCCUGACCGAGCCCCAGAAAGAUACACCUCCAGAUUUUAUCUCAAAUUCAAGCAUCUGGAAAGGGCUUUUGAUAUGUUGUCAGAGUGUGGAUUCCACAUGGUGGCCUGUAACUCCUCAGUGACAGCAUCUUUCGUUAACCAAUAUACAGAUGACAAGAUCUGGUCAAGCUAUACUGAAUACGUCUUCUACCGUGAGCCUUCUAGGUGGUCCUCCUCGCACUGUGAUUGCUGCUGCAAGAACGGCAAGGGCGACAAAGAAGGGGAGAGCGGCACGUCUUGCAACGACCUCUCCACUUCCAGCUGCGACAGCCAGUCUGAGGCCAGCUCUCCCCAGGAGACGGUCAUCUGUGGGCCCGUGACACGCCAGACCAACAUCCAGACUCUGGACCGUCCCAUCAAGAAGGGCCCCGUCCAGCUGAUCCAACAGUCAGAGAUGCGGCGGAAAAGCGAUCUGCUCCGGACUCUGACUUCGGGCUCCAGGGAGUCGAAUAUGAGCAGCAAAAAAAAGGCUGUUAAGGAAAAGAUCUCAAUUGAGGAAGAGCUGGAGAAAUGCAUCCAGGAUUUCCUCAAGAUCAAAAUUCCCGAUCGGUUUCCUGAGAGGAAACAUCCUUGGCAAUCUGAACUCUUACGGAAGUAUCAUCUAUAG
Messenger RNA from Diceros bicornis minor, 2275 nucleotides. It is a transcript of the gene KCTD16, whose product is annotated as potassium channel tetramerization domain containing 16. Bases 989 to 2275 code for a protein of 428 amino acids. The record is from RefSeq and is a predicted model, not a curated record. Gene Ontology annotation, cellular component: postsynaptic membrane; presynaptic membrane. NCBI's taxonomy places the organism in Eukaryota, Metazoa, Chordata, Mammalia, Perissodactyla, Rhinocerotidae. Gene Ontology annotation, biological process: protein homooligomerization; regulation of G protein-coupled receptor signaling pathway. Gene Ontology annotation, molecular function: protein binding. The transcript is spliced from 3 exons.